CUCACUUUGCUUUUCCUUAACUUAUUCUGAAACUGGGUUUGAUUUCACAACCUUCACUUCACUUCAAUUCUCUGUCUUGUUACUCUCUCUCUCUCUCUCUCUGCAUAUGUCGGUGGAUUGGUGUGAGCGAAGAUGUUCAGAUGGAGGAGUGAGAGAAACAAGGUCAAAGCUGUUUUCAAACUCCAGUUCCAUGUCACUCAGAUUCUGCAAUCUGGGGUGGAUGCUUUGGUGCUCUCUAUAGUUCCUGGUGACAUUGGAAAACCAACUACGAGGUUAGAGAAAGCUACAGUUCGUGGUGGAAUUUGUAGAUGGGAGAAUCCUGUCUACGAAACAGUCAAGUUUAUUCAGGAGCCUAAGACUGGGAAAUUCAGUGAGAGAAUAUAUCAUUUUGUGGUUUCAACGGGAUUAUCCAAAGCUAGCUCCUUUGGGGAAGUUUCUAUAGACUUUGCUGAUUAUGCAGAGGCUACAAAGCUCUCUUCUCUCUCUUUUCCCAUCAAGAAUUCUCAUUGUGAUGCUGUCUUGCAUGUAUCAAUCCAGAGACUACAAGAAAAUAAUGAUAAAAGAGAAGAAGAGGAAUGUGAAGAUGCCAAACUAAAAGCCCAUGAUAGGAGCCUGAGGACCUAUUUAAGCAAUGGCGAUACAAAUGAAAGCACUAAAAGUGAUUCUUCUGAAGACGUGUCGGCGAAAGCAAACACCAAUAGAGCUGAAUUGAGUGCUGAAUGUAGGACAUCUAGUGGAUCUGACAUUACAUUGUCAAGUUCUGAUGGCAGCUCUGGACUUGAUACUCCCAGAGCACUUGGACCGAGAAAUACUAGCAUCCACCCUAACACAAAUGGUUUUCUUUCAGAUGUGAGCCACAUUUCUGAGCCUCAAAAACCUGCUGUAAAUACCUCAGCAUCAAUGUAUGAUGUCCAUCAGAGAUCAAACUGGGACUGGUCUGCUGGUUCAGAACACGGUUUGAGUACAGACGAUUCAACAAACUGUUCUCAGGAUGCACUUCCUAGGGAAAGAUCCAAUCAGGCAUCUGAUAUGGAGAUUGAAAGACUCAAGGCUGAACUUGCUGCUUUGGCUAGGCAGGUGAAUGUGUCCGACUUGGAAUUACAAACUCUUAGGAAGCAAAUUGUAAAGGAAAGCAAAAGAGGACAGGAGCUCUCAAAGGAAAUCAUUAGCUUGAAAGACGAAAGAGAUGCACUCAAGACAGAAUGUGACAGUCACAGGUCUUUUCACAAGCGAAUGGAUGAGGCCAAAGUGAGUAACAGGUCACAAUUGGAAAGUGGGGAUCUUCGUACCCUUGUUGAAGAAAUCAGACAAGAAUUGAAUUAUGAGAAGGAGCUGAAUGCAAAUCUUCGAUUACAGUUAAAGAAGACACAAGAAUCAAACUCUGAACUAGUUCUUGCUGUGCAGGAUCUGGAUGAAAUGUUGGAGGAGAAAAAUAAGGAAAUAUGUAGUCUUUCCAGUAAACAUGAAGAGAGUAAAAGCUCCCAUGAGCUAGGGGGAAACCUCCCUAAUUGUGAAACAGAUGACGAUGAAGAACAGAAAGAAUUGGAUGAGCUUGUUAAGGAGCACAGCAAUGCCAAGGAGACACACUUACUUGAGCAAAAAAUUAUGGAUCUCUAUGGUGAGGUAGAGAUGUAUAGGAGAGACAAAGAUGACUUAGAGAUGCAGAUUGAGCAGCUUGCACUAGACUAUGAGAUAUUGAAACAGGAAAACCAUGACAUUGCAUACAAGCUGGAACAAAGCCAACUGCAAGAACAGUUAAAAAUGCAGUAUGAAUGCUCAUCUCCUCCUUGUGCUGUAUAUGACAUUGAAAACCAUAUCAAGAGUCUGGAAAAUCAACUCAAGCAACAGUCGGAAGAAUUCUCAAAUUCUCUGGCUAGCAUCAAGGUACUUGAAACCCAAAUCAGCAAAUUAGAGGAGGAACUGGAGAAACAAGCCCAAGGAUUUGAAGCUGAUCUAGAUGCUCUUACACGUGACAAAGUUGAGCAGGAGGAAUUGUCGAAUCAACUCAAGAAACAGUCAGAAGAAUUCUCAAAUUCUCUGGAGACCAUCAAGGUACUUGAAACCCAAAUCAGCAGAUUAGAGGAUGAACUGGAGAAACAAGCACAAGGAUUUGAAGCUGAUCUAGAUGCUCUGACACGUGACAAAGUUGAGCAGGAGCAACGAGCCAUCCUAGCAGAGGAAGCUUUGCGAAAGACCAGACUUCAAAAUGUUAAUACUGCUGAGAGGCUUCAAGAAGAAUUUAGAAGGCUUUCAAUGCAAAUGGCCUCUACAUUUGAUGCAAAUGAGAAGGCUAACAUGAGGGCACUGACAGAAGCAAGUGAACUUCGUGCGCAGAAAAGGCUACUAGAAGAAAUGCUGCAUGAAGUCAAAGAAGAGCUUCAGUCAGUUAAAGCUGAUUCUGAGGUAAAAUUGAAUGAACUUUCCAACCAAAUAGAUUUGAUGACAGUUCAGAUACAACAGAUGUUGUUGGAAAUUGAGGACAAGUCCAACCAGCUUGAAAAUCACAAGAAGCAUGAGGAACAAGUUAGUAGAGAUUUCUCUGAUGAGAUCCAGAUGCUAAAAGCUGAGAAUGAAAGGCUUAAAGCAGAGAUUUCAUGCUUUUCUGAGCAAGUUGAACAAAAAGAAGUCUUAAGAACUGACUUGGAACUUAUGAAGAAAUUGCUUGAGGAAUAUGAGACUCUGUCACAGAGAAGAACGGUGGAAAGAAAUGAGCUGGUGACUACAAUUGCUUUAUUGAAGAAGGAAGCAGAACGUUCUUAUGAUGAGCUUAAUAGGAUCAUGCAUAUCAAGGAUGAAAAAGCGACAGCGGAGAGACUCUUGCAUUCAGAGUUAGAGGCACUUAGAGCUCAAUGUACUGAUUUGAAACAUUCUCUUAUUGAGGAUGAGACUGAGAAAGAAAAAUUAAGAAAUCAAGUUUUCCAGCUAAAGGGUGAAAUAAAGAGCAAGGACGAUGCAUUAACCAACACUGAGAAGAGGUUCAAGGAUAGUAAUGGACGCACACAACUUUCUGAUGGAACUAAAGCCAUUCCGAAGAACAAAAAACCUGCUUCAAUUUCUCAGAAUUCAAAAGAAAUGACAAAUCUAAGGGAGAAUAUAAAAAUGCUUGAGGGCCUGAUAAAGUCAAAGGAAACUGUCUUGGAAACGUCAACAACUUCAUUUUUGGAGAAGGAAAGGGAACUCCAAUCUAAAAUUGAGGAACUGGAGCACAAAGUGGAGGAAUUCGAUCAGAGCAUUGCUUUGGAUAAGGUUGUUGAGGAGGGUAUCAGUGUUACUACAUCAGAUAGAAGUAAAGUUGAGCAUCUCAAAGAUACUACAUUUGUGUCUGAAGAAAACGAGGUUGCAGUGUCAUUAAUCAAGAGUAAUGGGUGUUUGACAGAGAAAGAAGCAGAAAGAUCCAUAAUGGACAAUAAUGGGGAUGACAGCCUUUGUGACAUUUUAAAUGAAUUAUCAUCAUUGAAGGAAAGAAACAAGUCAAUGGAAACCGAACUGAAAGAGAUGCAAGGAAGAUACUCAGAAAUGAGUCUCAAAUUUGCAGAGGUAGAAGGUGAAAGACAAAAGCUUGUUAUGACUGUAAGAAACCUCAAGAAUACUCGGAAGGGCUAAUAACUUCUUGAUAGUUGGAGGCCUGCAGUGUGGUUUCGGCACUGGAAACAGAUUAAAAUGAAUAAAUUAAUGGUUGCGCUAGCAAGAUAUAUGCAUUUUCUUCCUUUAUCUUAGCCUUCUUUUUAGUUUUUAUCCCCUUCUAAACCUUAGAUGUGUGCCAUACAAGGGUACCAUUUUACAUAGUUAUCAAGGCAGUUUGUAAUGUUUUUAAGUGUUAAUUAGUUACCAAUAGUGCUCUCUCUCACUAUGAUUAUG
Gastrolobium bilobum is the source of this 3858-nucleotide messenger RNA. RefSeq lists its product as uncharacterized. The coding region runs from base 133 to 3603 and encodes 1156 amino acids. The record is from RefSeq and is a predicted model, not a curated record. The transcript is spliced from 9 exons. NCBI's taxonomy places the organism in Eukaryota, Viridiplantae, Streptophyta, Magnoliopsida, Fabales, Fabaceae.